Phalacrocorax carbo (great cormorant) is the source of this 5284-nucleotide messenger RNA. The record is from RefSeq and is a predicted model, not a curated record. NCBI's taxonomy places the organism in Eukaryota, Metazoa, Chordata, Aves, Suliformes, Phalacrocoracidae.
GAGCAGGCCGCCCGCUGGCGCGGUCACUGCGCGGUGGGUCCGGAGCGGCGGCGGGCAGUUAGCGCGGCCGGGGCGGCGCGGAGGGCCCGGUGUGCGGGAGGGGCCGGGCCCCGUGUGCCGUACCCCCCCCCCCGGGGCAGGGGGGGUGAGCCCGGUCCCGGUGUCCCUCCAUGCUCCUGACCCGCUUCCCUCCCGCAGCCCUGGAGGACGCCCGGUGACGGGGACCCCACGGAGAGCAAUCCCGGUUGGGAAAACGGGAAUGGAGCCCCCGCAGGCGGCGAGUUUCUGCCUCCCCGUGGCUCCUCCGCCAGCACCGGGGCCCGGCGGCUCCAGCAUCUCGCUGUGGACGGUGGUGGCGGCCGUGCAGGCGGCGGAGCGGAGCCUCGACGCCCACGCUUCCCGGCUCCUCAACCUGGAACGCCGGACGAUGACCACCGAGAAAAAAUACUUAGAUUGUGAAAAAACGGUGGUGGAUUUCGGAAACCAGUUGGAAAGCAAACUGGCCAUACUGGGCACCCUCAUCCAGGAGUACGGGCAGCUCCAGCGGCGCCUGGAGAACAUGGAGAACCUCCUGAAGAACGGGAACUUCUGGAUCCUGCGGCUGCCUCCCGGGAGCGAGGUCCCCAAGGCAGCGAGUGGCACGGCCCCGAUGGAAAGCGACGCCGCUUACUUUUCCGCGCAAGAGCGGGAGAACCUGGCGGAAUGGCAGAGGGAGCUGUACAGAAACGUGCUGAGAGAGAAGAGCGACUCCCUCGUCUCUCUGGAUUACGCCAUCUCCAAACCUGAGCUCCUGUCUCGGCUUCAGAGAGGAGAAGCGCCCUGCAGCAGGGAUCAGGCGGCCUCCAGAGAGGUUCCAGCAGAACCAAGCACAGCGGAGUUUCUGCUGUUUAGACUUGACGCGAACAGCCAGGACGGCAGGGGAGGAGCGCAGUGCCUGAUGGGACAGGAGAGCCUGGAGGGAAGAGUGAUGCCGGCUGCGCCUGGACCCGAGUACGGCAUGCCAGAGCCGAGCUUUGCGGGCGCUGUGAAGCAGGAGGAAGAGCUGUGUGCGGAGGAGCGGGGACCCUCGGAGGACGCCGAGUUCACCGAGCUCAGAGCGGUUCCAGCAGAUGAGGUGAUAAUGUUCAAAAUAGAGCAUCCGGACUCUGAGGAAUGCCCCCAAAGCUCAAAGCCCCCCGCCACUUUAUCCAGGGAGUCAGAGGAGCUGGUUUUCCAGGGUCCAGGCGAGGCGCUGCCCUUCGAUAGUCAGUACGGCUCUCCUGUGCAGCAGGGAAACCAGAGCGUGAGCAGGCUGGUGCCAUCCCCGCCGGGGGAAGAGGGUCUUGGCGAAAGCAAUGUUGACAUGUUCUAUGGGCAAAACAGUCCCAACAAGAGACCUCACUCGUGUACUGCGUGCAGGAAGGGCUUCUGCCUGAAGAAGGUGCUGACGACUCACCAGGAGGACCACGGCACACAGCACAGCAUUGAGCACGUCGUGGACGAGGAGGGCUUCCUCCAUCAGCAGCGCCAGUGGACCCACAUGGAAGAGAGGACCCUCGUGGCCAUGGGGAGUUUCAAGCAGAACCAGAAUGCGAAAGCCCACACCAGCGUCCCGGCCACGGAGAAGGCACACAGCGAUCCCAGGUGCAUGAAAAGCGUCAACGCCAACAGCAGCUGCAAGUCAAGUCAGAGGGAGCACCCGUGGGAGAGGCCUUACAAGUGUGACAAGUGUCAGGAGUACUUCUCCCAAAAGAAAACCCUCAUCAUCCACCAGCGUAUGCACUCAGGCCGGAGCAGAGGGGUCCUGUGGUGCUCCUACUGUGGGAAGACCUUCAGCCACCCCUCCAAUCUGAUCCGGCAUCAGCGGAUCCACACGGGGGAGAGGCCAUACCAAUGCAACGAGUGCCUGAAGCGCUUCACCCAGAAGCAGCAUCUCCUCCAGCAUGAGAAGAUCCACCUGCGCGAGAAGAACUGCGCGGUGAUGCAGAGUGCGAGGAAGGCACCGGUGCACAGCUCCAUCGGGGUGAGCCUGUGUGAACCCGCCCUGAACCAGCGCUGUGGGAGCUGGCACAGAGCCACGCGUGCCGAAGCGUCUUCAACCGCUGCAGGUGCGCAUUUGCCUGGUGACCAACCGCCGGCCGCCUUUUCUCGUCCUAGUGCUGCUGAGGUCUUUGAUUUCACCGCUCCCGACGUGCCCCAGGAGCUCUGUGUGUGGACCCCCGAUCCCCCCCGGCUCCGAGGACCGCCGCUCCCCGCCCCCCCCCGGCCCGCGCGGCCGCCCCGAGCCCUCCCGCGGGGGGGCGCCGCCGUGCGCGGCGCGGGGCGGCGGCAGGGGGCGGUGCGGGGCCGGCCGCGGAGCGGGGCGGCGGGGCCGGCGGCGGCGGCGGCGGCGGGCCGGGAUCGGCGGCGGGCGGGCCGGCGGCGGCGGGCCAUGGCCGGUGCGCGGGUCGGGCGAGCGGAGGCGGUGGCGGCGCGGCUGCUCCGCCUGGAGGCCCGCCUGUCGCGGGCGGAGCGGCAGCUGCGGGCCGCGCUGGCUCUGCGCGGCCGCCUCCAGGCGCUGGAGCGGAGGCUGGAGAGCGGCGGCGGGGCCCCGCGGCCGGCGGCGAGGCGCGGGGCGGCCGGCGGGCGGGAGGCGGCGGGGCGGCGGGCCCCGGCGGUGCCGGUGAACCUGGACGACGUGUGGGUGCACUUCAGCGAGCGGGAGUGGCGGGCGCUGCGGGGCUGGCAGCGGGCCCUGCACCGCGCCGUCAUGAGGAGCAACUACCGCAUGCUGCUCUCCCUCGGUAAGGGCCCGGCGUCGCCUUCCACCUCGAGGCGAGCGUGUGGCGACGGCGGGCGCGAGGCCGGGGGCGAGCGGGCGGCGGGUCCCCGUCGUCCCCCCGCAAAGCCGGACGCGGCCGCGCCUCACCUCGCGCCUCCCGCAGAGCCGGACGCUCCCGGGCGCGACGCCCAGGCCCGGGUGGAAGACGUGAACCAGCCGUUUGCUCGGAGCUGCGAGGACGGGGACUGGAGAGGUGAUCCCGCGGAGACCGGCACCGAAGACAGCAUAAUCCAUAUUAAGCAAGAGGAAGAGUUGUGUGCUGCAGAUCAGCAGGAGAGGGAGGCUGGAGAAGCUCCUGAAGAACCCUGCCUGGAGCAAGUGUUUUAUGAGCCUGAGGCUUCAAGUCAGACCGAGAAAGGCAAGGAGGCGUACGCCAGGGAGCUGCCAGGCGCAGAGGGCGAGGACCUCCCAGGGGACCCUGACGCAGGAUUUCAGACUUACGCAACCGACGUUUUAUCAUGGAUUAAACAAGAGGAGGAGCCACACUGCCCUGAGCGACAACACUUGGAGAAAGAAGAAAUCUCUACAAAUCCAAGUACGGUGCAUGACGAAAACACCAAGAGGGACCCUCUGGCAGAUUGCUUUGAAAGCACGGUGUGUGACUCGGAGGUAGCAGGAAGAGCUGGAGAGAAGUUUUCCACGGCUCCUAGCCCCGGAGUGACAUGGGACAAUCAGUGGAAUUCAGAAAUGAUGGAAACAAACACCACUGGGAACGGCCUCGGGGGUGACACUCGCUAUGACCGAGGGUUUGCUGAGCACUUAGAUUUCUUUAGCCCUCAGGAAAAUGGUGCUGGGAAGAGACUGUGCACGUACAGCAAAUGUGAGAGAAAUUCCGGCCAGCAGGAACGUCCUCCAACUCCCCAGGGAGCCCGAGAAGGGGAGGUGUUUCCAGGCCCCACCUGUGAGAAGAGUCUCAGCGAAAGGGCAUUGCAUCUGCUGCCCUCGCAGCCCUGUGCUCCGGGUGAAAAAGGCACGGGGCAGGGGGCUGCCCCUGCCUCCUGCGAGGGGCUGCCGCUGGUGGCCUGCGCUGAGCGUGGACAAAAUCCUGCGGGUGGAACCAGGCUUGGAGACCACGACGGCCUGGGCGGAGAAGAGCAGCCACCCGCUGCGGAAAGCGAGGAGAAUUUCCCAGUAGAAAUCCCGCUGGCCAGCCCGUGCUGGGAUCACCCGCAGGAGAGGUCGGAGGCCUGUGCCAGGUGCCGGCAGCACUCGGCGCCCAGGGGCAGCCCCGCAAGCCAGCCGCAGAGCCAGGGCAGGGGCAAGUCCUACAUUUGCAGUGACUGUGGGAAAAGCUUUGUUUGCCAUUCGUGGCUCGUUAGACACCAGAUGACUCACACGGGAGAGAGGCCCUACAAGUGCUCCGAGUGUGACAAAAGCUACAGGAGAAAGGAUUACCUUCUCAACCACCAGCGCCGGCACUCAGGAGAGGGGCUCUUCCAGUGCCCCCUCUGCAGGAAACGGUUUGUGCUCAGGAGGAGUUUCAUGAAACAUCAGGAAAGUCACGUGCAAGAAACACACCUGACGUUGGCGGGUUGGCCCUGCACAGAGAUCAGGGGGUCUGUAAUGCACUCUGUAUAGAAAACCCCAUCCAGCCGGGGGUUUCACAGCCUGCCGAGGCAGGGCCGUGGGAGGAUCCCCCGGGCUCUGUGCUGGACCCCGGCUGGACCAGGAGGCUGUCGACCAGCCAUUCUGAGCCCCCUCCCAGGCAAAGGGAGAAGGUUGGGGGGUUGUUUUCGGCAGCCGGUGUUGCAGUGGUCUGCGGAGCUGCUUCGUGGCUUUCACCCAGUGCCUGUAGCUGUCGGGGAGCCACGUAGGAAGCCUGCGAUGCUCAGAGUUGCUGCUAGCUGCGAAUCCACACGGGAGAGUCGUCGCAUCGAUGCACAGAACCAUUUGUAACGCUUCAGGCUGGAGAAUAUCUGAAAAGUUACCCCUAGGCUUGCCAAAAGCCUGGAGACUGGGGACUAAGCUGAAAACCCGUGAGUUAAAGUUACUAAUUGUCCACUAAACAAGUGAAAUGGAGUCGGAAAAUGCCCGCUUGUGUGAAACACUUUAAGAAAGGAAGUGUUCACCCUGUGGCUGGUUGAAAGAAGGUUCUUCAGGAAGUGGCAGCCAGCCAGCAGGGAGUGGAGCCUGAGAGGCAGCUCGUUCCCACAGUUAAAUCACGGGGCUCCUUGCUGCUGCGCCCUGAGAAAGGGCUCCUGACUCUGGCGUCCUCGCCUGGAGCUGUAAAACGUCCAGGAAUACGAUUUUAAUUUUGCGUAGCCUUAAAGUUUUGUUGCACUUGUUUUACCACGUUGUUCCAGUUCUGUUUGUUUGGUUUCCCAAAUCCUCUGAAAAUGGACCGUAUAGAAGGUCCUUAAACAUUCCACUUCAGAAACUAUUUUUUCUCGGUGUUUCUUACGCGCUGUUGGGAGUUUGAGAUGUUGUGACAUUGCAAAGGAUUGAUUCCUUUUAGUAAUAAAAGACUGGAUACAUCAUCCGUCA